Solea senegalensis (Senegalese sole) is the source of this 1474-nucleotide messenger RNA. RefSeq lists its product as uncharacterized. Bases 158 to 841 code for a protein of 227 amino acids. The transcript has 4 exons. Gene Ontology annotation, molecular function: signaling receptor binding. Gene Ontology annotation, biological process: T cell receptor signaling pathway; regulation of cytokine production. The record is from RefSeq and is a predicted model, not a curated record. Gene Ontology annotation, cellular component: external side of plasma membrane. NCBI's taxonomy places the organism in Eukaryota, Metazoa, Chordata, Actinopteri, Pleuronectiformes, Soleidae.
GGAGGGCGAAAUCUGAUAAUGUUUCAUGUAAGUGCUAACCAAACCAGUCUAACCGGGACGACCGCGUCUGUCUGUCAGCACCAGGUCAGGUAAACAGGCGUGGGGGAUCAGGUCAGUCAGCUGAGGCGGGUCAAAGGUCACUGGGACAACUGGGAAGAUGGGACCUCAAAUGAUGCUGCUCCUCAUCCUGUCACAUAUCUGUGCGGGGACAUUUGUAGUCAACGUGUCUCAGAAACACUAUAAUGUACGGGAGGACGACGACAUCACGCUGGAGUGGAGAUUCACGCGUGAAUCUGACGGCGCCACUCUCGUCAUCUGCGACGUGUUCGGCAACCGCGGCGAUGUAAAGACCCUCUACUACCUCCACCGUGGCGAGGAGCAGCCGGACUCUCAGGACGAGCAGUUCUCAGGACGGGUGCGGUGUGAUAGAAACUGCCUCCGGGAGGGACGCGUGACUCUCCACCUGUCCAGAGUCACGCUCAACGACUCGGGCACGUACGCGUGCGAGGUCCACGUCGGCCGCCACGCCGACUUUGCCAGAUGUGAAGUCAACGUCAGCGCAGCGACUGAUCGUCCCAAAGCUCAGGCGACGACGCUGAGGCCACGCCCAGACAGUGAGGGCAGGCUCGGCGUCUACAUCACACUGGUAGCUGUUGUAACUUUAGUAAUUGUAGCUUCAGUGGGAGGAGCUCUGGUGUGUCACUGCCACCGUGCCUCGUGGCAUAAAGUCAGAAGUGCGUCAGAAUGUGAGAAGUCAAGCUUUCCAGAGAAGAGAGCGCUCUCUGACUCGCUCGUCUGUAACCCUCUCCCUCUGCUUCCACACUCAUUGAACAUCAUUUAAAUCUACAUUUAAAUUACUGUUGUAAAGCACUUUGGUAACUUUAUUGUUUUUAAAAUGUGCUAUACAAAUAAAGUGGAUUGGAUUGGAUUAAAUCCACCACUAGGUGGGGCGCUAAAAUGACGUAGCGCUGGCGACGUAAGAGCGUCCGUUCGAUGACUACACGCUCCGCAGCGGAGGUUCUCAAACUGUUUCUGUCGAGAACCACCUGAGAAAAAUGCUGAUCUGAUCAUUAUCCGUGAGUUGCGUGAGCGAGAGUGAGGUGGUCCGUGUACCACAGUUUGAGAACCACUGCUCUGGAGGAUCUGGCCCGUGUUUUGAGGCAUACGGUAACUGUCUACUGUGUAGACGUAUAUUUGUUUUUCAACUAGAACAAUGUUAGUGUGUUCUCCAACAACAAGUGCACAUACAAUAGUAUAAUAGGAAAACUUGGACCUCGUUUACGACUUCCAGCGUGUAAAAUUAAUUAUUAUCAGUGAUCAAAUAUUCAAAAAAGUCAAAUAUUUCACCAAAAUCAGUUUCUUCACUGUAAAAAUGAUCAAGAAGACCUGGUAUUAGGAUUAGGGACACAGGUAAAAAAAAAAUAAUAAUUUUGGGAAACAAAAUUUUAUAAUAAUAUUUGACAUGUACAGUAUA